UUGGGAAUAGCAGUGGUCUUUCACAACAAACAUGGCCGCCUCCUUGUCGUACAUGUAAAUAAAUAAUAAAGUUAUCAUUGCACGGUUCUCACUGUUGUCGUAAAAGAUCUACAAAAUGAAAUUUCAAAUUAUCGUAUUGGCUGCUUUUUUGGCUUUUUCGUCUCUUGGGGUGACUGCAACGGAAAAUCUGGGCGACUUUUUCAAGAGCGGCCACACGAACAACUGGGCCGUGCUGGUGGACACGUCGCGGUUCUGGUUCAACUACCGCCAUGUGGCCAACGUGCUGUCCAUCUACCGCAGCGUGAAAAGACUCGGCAUUCCAGACAGUCAAAUCAUUCUGAUGGUUGCUGAUGACAUGGCUUGUAACCCAAGGAACCCGCGACCAGGGCACGGCGGCGACGGAUUCCUCAAGUUUCAAGACGCGGAGGAAGUGUCGAAUGUGGAGUUGGCCGACGCCUUUGAGCAAAUGUGGCAGAAACAGAGGUAUCACGAGAUUUUCUUCAUGAUCGACACGUGUCAGGCCGAGUCCAUGUUCCAGAAGUUCUACUCACCGAACAUUCUCGCCGUCGCCAGCAGCAAAGUGGGGCAAGAUUCCCUGUCGCACCACGUAGACCCGGCCCUGGGUGUGUACGUCAUCGACCGCUACACGUUCUACGCCCUCGAGUUCCUGGAGAACGUCCGGCCCGGCUCCAAGAAAACCAUGGCCAAUUUUUUCACGGUGUGCCCGGAGCGCCAGUGUAUCAGCACGGUGAGCACACGCACAGACCUGUUCCCCCGAGACGUGUCGCAGACCCUGCUCACAGACUUCUUCGGCAGCGUGCGCAACGUGGAGCUGCUCACAGAAACAAUUUCCCUGGAGAAGAUCAACAGAAGUGAGGUGGUCAGAAAGGAAACAUGCAGCAAAGAGUCGUGUUCAGAAGGUCGUGAGAAGAGCAAGUUGUCGUACCCAGACCAGAUCCCGCCGGUGCUCAUGUGAUGUGUGUGUGUGUGUGUGUGUGUGUGUGUGUGUACACCUAAGUAUGUUCAUGACUGUGUUCUACGUAAAGGAUCAACGUGUGUAUGUUCAUGAGUGUUCUGUACCCUCGUCUGUCUGUCUGUCUGUCUGUCGGUCAUUCCAGGAGAGGAGAAAAUUGUCAAAGUGUUGGGGAAUAAAUGAAGUUGUCAAAUAUGUAUCAGAUGAACUGUAUGCUUGUAUUGAAUUUUAAUGUGAUUAUAAAAAUAGCAUAGGAAUGUUUGUACUUGUACAUGAUGAUGUAUUUACUUUUGAUGUGAUUAUAAAAACUGUAGGCCUACAAUGUACGAAUGUUUGUAUUUCAUGUUGCUGUGAUCAUGAAAAAAGGAAGCCACUCAGUGAGUGUUGGGGUGAAUGUGUGUGUGUGUGUACGCGUGUGUUGACGUGAAUGUGUGUGUGUGUGUACACGUGUGUUGACGUGAAUGUGUGUGUGUGUGUGUGUGUAUGCGUGCUGACGACAUUGUCUUGGAAGUUUUCUGUUUCCUUAGCGUUUCAUGACCCUUGAAAUUUCCUGUGUUGACAAAUUAAACCUGUUUGUUUUUACUUUAC
Molecule: messenger RNA, 1561 nt
Organism: Aplysia californica (California sea hare)
Lineage: Eukaryota; Metazoa; Mollusca; Gastropoda; Aplysiida; Aplysiidae
Product: GPI-anchor transamidase
Biological process (GO): proteolysis; protein localization to cell surface; attachment of GPI anchor to protein
Cellular component (GO): GPI-anchor transamidase complex
Molecular function (GO): GPI-anchor transamidase activity
Source: RefSeq, a predicted model, not a curated record